AACACCGACUCUCCUUUUUAUAAACACGAAUUGGCCAAUAUCGUAUCUCUCUCACUGGAACGCGAAGAAGAAGAGGCAACGAAAGAAACCCUUCCCAAAUCUCUUCUUCCUUUUGUUCCAAAACAUAACCUGUGUCAAUUUAUUUUCCUGAUUUGAGUUUUCUUCUCUCCUUCAAAUUUCUGAUCUCAAAUCAGUUAACAUAAAAGAAAAGAAACAAUGGCCACUAUUAACGGGUACCAAGGCAACACACCCGUAGCCACUCCGGCGGCGACCCAAUCGAAGCAGACUUUGCCAACGGUGAACACCGUUGAUACACAAUCUGUGCUUAAGCGGUUGCAAUCUGAAUUAAUGUCACUAAUGAUGAGUGGAGAAUCUGGGAUAUCUGCGUUUCCUGAGGAGGAUAACAUAUUCUGCUGGAAAGGAACAAUCACUGGAAGUAAAGAUACAGUUUUUGAGGGAACAGAAUACAAGCUAUCUCUGUCUUUCCCAAAUGACUAUCCCUUCAAGUCACCAAAGGUGAAAUUUGAAACCAGCUGCUUCCAUCCUAAUGUGGAUGUCUAUGGCAACAUAUGCUUGGACAUUCUUCAGGAUAAAUGGUCAUCUGCUUACGAUGUUAGGACAAUACUGCUGUCUAUCCAGAGUCUACUUGGAGAGCCCAAUAUAAGUUCGCCUCUAAACACUCAAGCAGCUCAACUUUGGAGCAAUCAAGAAGAAUAUAGGAAGAUGGUGGAGAAGUUAUACAAGCCUCCAAGUGCAUAGUUCUGAUGAAAAGGAGAUGGCAGUUUAGGUGCAGAAGCUUUAUACAGACCUCUUUUUCUUCAAUGUGGAAGGGGAUGGGUGUAAACGAGCUUUUUUUUCUUUUUUUCUCAUUUUUUCCAUUUGUGUUUCAAUGUGUGCCUUUUUCAUCUUUAUAGUGCUCUUUACCCUGAUUCAAAUUCAAUAGCCUCAUCUCAAUGGAAUGAAUAUAUAAUUGUUCCUCUAUGUUCUCUCUAUCUCUCUCUCUCUCUCUUUCUUUCUCCGAUACUCAAUAUAAGAUAGUUUUCGAGGA
Jatropha curcas is the source of this 1048-nucleotide messenger RNA. It is a transcript of the gene UBC20, whose product is annotated as ubiquitin-conjugating enzyme 20. The record is from RefSeq and is a predicted model, not a curated record. Lineage: Eukaryota; Viridiplantae; Streptophyta; Magnoliopsida; Malpighiales; Euphorbiaceae.